AUGUCUGAAAAUUCCAGUGACAGUGAUUCAUCUUGUGGUUGGACUGUCAUCAAUCAUGAGGGGUCUGAUAUAGAGAUGAUAAAUUCUGAACAUGGUGUCGCCAGUGACAGCCAGGAACUUAAUCCAGAAUGUUCAUCUUUAGAGCAAGAAGAACUACAAGUACUGCAGUUAGAGCAGGGAGAAAACAGUGAAAACUGUACAAUGUUGUUGGGAGAAACUGCUUAUGCAGCUAUGGAAGAAACCAGGUCAGCACUUGAGGCAGAGGAAGAAAGGUUACCUGAAGACAAUGUCUAUUUUGGAACUGUCAGUGAUGAUUCUGAUAUCGUUACCCUUGAGCCACCUAAGUUAGAAGAAAGUGGAACUCAAGAAGAAGCUACGAUUGUUAAAGAAGCACAGAGCCCGGAAGACUUCAACAUGGGCUCUUCCUCUAGCAGCCAGUACACAUUCUGUCAGCCGGAAAUUGUAUUUUCAUCUCAACCUGGUGAUGAUGAAUCAAGUAGUGAUGAAACCAGUCAUCAGCCCAGUCCUGCUUUUAGACGACGCCGUGCUAGGAAGAAGACUGUUUCUAGUUCAGAAUCUGAAGAGCGACUGCCUGCUGAACAAGAAACUGAGCCUUCCAAGGAGAACUUGCAUAAACGCCAAUUCAGUAGUGGUCUUAAUAAAUGUGUUAUACUUGCUUUAGUGAUUGCAGUCAGCAUGGGAUUUGGACAUUUCUAUGGCACAAUUCAGGUUCAGAAGCAUCAACAGUUGGUCAGAAAGAUACAUGAAGAUGAACUGAAUGACAUGAAGGAUUAUCUUUCUCAAUGUCAACAGGAACAAGAGUCUUUUACAGAUUAUAAGUCAUUGAAGGAAAACCUUGCAAGGUGUUGGACCCUUACUGAAGAAGAGAAAAUGUCCUUUGAAACUCAAAAGAAGAACCUUGCUACAGAAAAUGAGUAUUUAAAAAUAUCUCUGGAGAAAGAAGAAAAAGCCUUGUGUUCUUUACAGGAAGAGUUAAGGAAACUAAGAGAACAGAUUAGGAUAUUGGAAAAUAAAGGAACAAGUACUGAAUUAGUUACCGAAAAUCAGAAACUUAGGCAGCAUUUGGAAGAGGAAAAGAAGAAGACAUACAACUUUCUUAAUCAAAGGGAGACUUUAUUGGCAGAAGCAAAGAUGCUAAAGAGCGAACUGGACAGAGAGAGACUAUUAACCAUUGCCUUAAGGGUAGAACUCCAGCAGUUAAGCACUAGUCAGUCAUAUGGCAAUCAAGACUCUCUCAAUGUACUGACUGAGAAAAAGGAAAUAGAAACUUUACGGGGAAGACUUACGGAGCUGGAGCGGAAGCUGAACUUUGAACAACAGCGUUCUGAUUUGUGGGAAAGACUGUAUAUUGAGGCAAAAGAUCAAAAUGGAAAACAGGAAAGUGAUGGAAAAAAGAAAGGAGGCAGAGGAAACCACAGGGCUAAAAAUAAGUCAAAGGAAACAUUUUUGGGUUCAGUUAAGGAAACAUUUGAUGCAAUGAAAAAUUCAACCAAGGAGUUUGUAAGGCAUCAUAAAGAAAAAAUUAAACAGGCUAAAGAAGCUGUGAAGGAAAAUCUGAAAAAAUUCUCAGAUUCAGUUAAAUCUACUUUCAGACAUUUCAAAGAUACUACCAAGAAUAUCUUUGAUGAAAAAGGGAAUAAAAGAUUUGGCGCUACAAAAGAAGCAGCAGCUAAAAGGACAAGAACAGUUUAUCGUGAAUACUUACAUCCACAAUAUAAGACAGCUACACAAAACCAGAAUAGUAGAGGCCCUACUGUGCAGAGAGAGGGAAGGAAGGAAAAGCCAGUUCACUUUGAGAGAUUCGGAAUAAAUGCAAAUUCACAGAAAUGUAGUGCUGAGCGUGACUGUGAAAAUUAUCGUUCAUUGAGAAAAGGUUGUUCCGAUGUAUUUGACUGUGCUCGACAGGAAUCCCUUAGCCUUUUUAAUGUAGUGUUGAAUCCUGUAAGGAUAGAUGAAUUUAGACAGUUAAUACUAAGAUUCUUAUUAGAAGAACUGGAUGGUUUCCAUCACUGGAAAGAACUUGAUCAAUUCAUCAAUAAGUUUUUCCUAAAUGGUGUCUUUAUACAUGAUCAGAAGCUCUUCGUUGACUUUGUUAAUGAUGUUAAAGAUUAUCUUAAAGCCAUGAAGGAAUAUCAAGUAAAUAAUGAUGGAGUGUUUGAGAAUUUGGACGGAUAUAUAUAUAGACACUUCCUUGGUGACACUUUGUCCCCUCCAUAUGGACCCAGUCGACCUGAUAAAAAGCAACGUAUGGUAAAUAUUGAAAGCUCCAGGCAUCGAAAACAAGAGCAGAAGCACCCUCAGCCACAGCCUUAUAAAAGGGAAGGUAAAUGGCAUAAACAUGGUCGCACUAAUGGAAGACACAUGGCAAAUCUGGAAAUAGAAUUGGUGCAGUUACCUUUUGAUCCUAAAUAUUGA
Molecule: messenger RNA, 2436 nt
Organism: Orycteropus afer afer
Lineage: Eukaryota; Metazoa; Chordata; Mammalia; Tubulidentata; Orycteropodidae
Source: RefSeq, a predicted model, not a curated record